AUGCACCCCUCAGACUCACCCAGACCUUGCAAGCGCCAGCGUACGAUGGUGACUCCUCCAUCGACCAUUCACGACCCGGAGUCGACAUCCAUCCUUGAUCGCGCCACUCGGGUCCUUUCCAUCGAAGCCACUGCACUAUCCCACGUCACCAGGCUGUACCAGACAGAUCCUCAUGCCAGAGAGGGACUGCUCGGAGCAGUCGAAUGCAUCACCAGAUCACAGGCUGCCGGAGGAAAGGUGAUCGUGUGCGGUGUGGGCAAGAGUGGUCUUGUUGGCAGAAAGACUGUCGCGACGCUAAAGAGUCUGAGCAUCGCUGCCAGCUUCAUGCAUGCUGCCGAGGCCGCGCAUGGUGACCUUGGCGAUAUCCGCGAGACCCCCGAGCUGCUUAACCUUCUUCCUCACCUACCUCGCCAACUCCAGAUCGUCGCCUUGACCUCGCAAUCAAAGGCAUCCGAAUGCCCCCUCUUGAAAGAGCAUCAGAAUGGUGUAUUGCUUCCAGCACCUUUGUUCGAGCUGGAAGAAGUUUCGUUCGGUGUGUCGGCACCCACAACAUCCACGACCGUACAGAUUGCCAUUGGCGACAUGCUGGCGCUCACCGUGGCGGAUCAGCUGCACGAGAACAAGGGAAAGACGUUCAAGAAGAAUCACCCUGGAGGUGCCAUCGGCGCGGUCACCAGAGAAUCGGCGAAGGCUAUCGCCGACGCUUGUCAACAGCCUGUUACUCCUCUUGAGGUUGUUCCUCUCGAACUGCCAUCCCCGAGUCUCUCUGCACAGAGCGAUAUCUGA
Molecule: messenger RNA, 786 nt
Organism: Aureobasidium vineae
Lineage: Eukaryota; Fungi; Ascomycota; Dothideomycetes; Dothideales; Saccotheciaceae
Source: the annotation of a GenBank genome assembly